Cokeromyces recurvatus is the source of this 378-nucleotide messenger RNA. RefSeq lists its product as uncharacterized. The transcript is spliced from 2 exons. The record is from RefSeq and is a predicted model, not a curated record. Lineage: Eukaryota; Fungi; Mucoromycota; Mucoromycetes; Mucorales; Mucoraceae. The annotation marks the transcript as partial.
CAUGCACUUAAUGACACACUCAAGAAUAUCAAAACAGCAUCUGACAACCUUAAGUCUUUUAUUUCUAACUACAAACAAGCAUCAUUCAACACUUUAAAAAAAGUACGCUUAUAUACAUGCCAGAUUAUUGAAAACAAAAUGACUUUGAUUCGUUAUAUGAUAAAAUCACCAUCACAGUGGCAAGUGAUUGAGUGCUGCUCUGCUUCCGUCCCUCUCACAUUUUCUGAAGCUAUUAAGUAUACAAAGGUUUUUAAUCUUUUUGCUCUUCUCUAUAGUGAUAUUGAAGAGCAAGAAAAGGUUUUCACUUUGUUAGAAAAAGAAUCAAUGGGACUAAUUGAAGUUCCUGUUGAAGAAACAGCUGGUUAUUUUUUACAAUAA